AUGAAUCGGGGCCUAGGACCUAGUCAAGCUUCCACGAAUUCGAACGGUUCUGCUGAAGCUACGCCUGUGGAGCCAGUACCCCAACUCACCUGGGCACAGAAGUUGAUGCAGGUCCCAAAGAAACCGGAGGCUGCUCCGCAGAAGCCCAAGACCCAGCUGGUUUCAAUCCUCAAAAAUUCAGCCAAAGCUCUGGCAAAAGGUCCUGAAAGUCCAAGAGAUGUUGACUCUGGAGGGUUUGCAACAGAAGUAAAUCCUCCUCCGCCUCCUCCCUAUCCUCCACAGGCUCCAAUGCCAUCGAACCCGAUAGCAGCUCCGAAGUACCCUCCACCACCUCCACUACACCCGCCAAGCCAUUACUUGACGCCUGUCAGUCCAAUGGCAUCCAGUCCUCGCAUGGAUUCUGGAGCGUCAGGUGGGGCGGUAGAAGAUAAAAUGCGGGUGACUGGAGAGAGCUUCCAUACCACGCACGCACCUGCUUCAAGUGGACCCGGAACUGAAUCGGAGAAUUCAUCACCACACCGCACUCCUCAGAGCCAAUUUGUGGAUGAAGCAAGCGACGACGAAUCCUUCCGCUCGGACAGUGAAGAAGAUGUUCCAGACUAUUGGGAUGGCCAGUUUGAAGAAGACGAGGAGACAGUCAUUUCGGAGCAUGCAAAGCUUCAGGAAGUGGUUGCUGAAAUGAACACGCAAGGAGACAUCCAUUGCAUCGGAGACCUCAAAGGGCGCUUGGUCUCUGGGACGUUCCGUGUUGUUUCUGGAUCCGACUUCAGAGGUCGGAGAUCCAAAGCACAGCUGGUUGUGGAUGAAGGACCCAAGAAGAUGUUGGGCUGCCGUGUGCAUGUCGUCGGCAAUAUGAACCGUAAGCGUGCCUGGGAUCAUGAUCGCUGCUGGGUGAAGAUUUUGGCUGCAAGGGUAGCGACUGAUGGCACGAGACGUGGGCAAGACCAGGACAUGUCCCGCCCUUGGAAUGCUGCCACAGCUCAGCUCACAACUUUUUUUGGUCAUGUGGUCCUUUCGCAAGAGCAGCGCAGCCCACGACAAGACAAAGUGGUCUGUAUGCGUUCUCGCCUCGUUCGCAGCACCACCAGCAUGAUGUUCCGGCCGAUCAAUGGGAAAUUUCCGAUGAUUGCAGUCCCGUGGAAUCCACAGAAGGAAGCGCCAAAUCUUUACGAUCUUCAUGUGAUUGAGCUUCAAUCUUGGAAAAGCGACAAAGGCCCCAAAAAGAUCGGCCAUCCAGUUGGAAUUUAUGAGGAGGAAUUGAACAUGCGAUCCCGUGAUAGUGAUGAGUCGGUGCUGUAUUCCAUCAAGAGAUCUCUGAACUAUUGUGACUGGGAAGACCAUUCAAUCUACAGCUCAAUUCCUGUGGAUUCCGGGCUCCAGGACAUCGCAAAGCUGCCAGAGAUCGACCGGAGGGAGGACUUGCGGGGCAUGUUUACCCUUUGCAUCGAGCAUCAAACUUGGCCUGCAAAUAUGGCUAUUUCGAUCAACGAGAACGAGAUAAGGGUGCAUGUGAUCGAUGUGACAGAGUACCUUUCUCAAGAGGUGUCUGGGAAGGAUCUGGAAGCUCAGGCACGGGCACGGAGCUGUGGAGCCUGGCUGUUGGAUUGCAAGGACCAGCCAGUCAGCAGCAACUUGCCCCUGUUGCAGCCGGAGUUUACUUCGAAGAUUGACUUUGCCGAAGGAGAAGAUAGGUUGGCUUUGACAUUCCGCUUUUCUCUUGAUGGCGACGGGAUCCAAAUUCCAAAGAGGAAAGCCGCCCCAGACAAUUACUGUGAAUCUGUUGUGCGCUGUGACCGGCGGCUCACCUUUGCCGAAGCCGAGAAAGCAAUGGCUGAAGGUUCAGGUUUGGGAGCAACUCUCCAGAAGCUCAGUCUCAUCACAGAUCUGUUCGAAGAGGCGGCAUUUCAGAAAGGUCAGUCAUUCCCUUUCGAGCAUUGGGAACCCCAGGUGGGCCUUCAGCUGCCUGUCGCGGGAUUUCUCAAGACUCGAAGAAUCGUGGAGUGUUUGUCUUUCAUGGUGAACCUGUAUGCUGGUCAAGUCCUUGACCGGCAGUCCCUUUGGGAAUCCUUCCUGUCAGCACAAACAGAUGCAGACUUCACACUCACAGAUGUAAACUUUAUGCCCAGCUUUGUCUAUGGUCGAGCCGACACUCAGCACCACCGGGCUUUGCAUCGACUACUUCAGUACCAUCCAUCAGCGGCUCCUACAGGGGUGCAAACCAGUGAAGCGGUUGAAGCGCUCACGAGGAUCUUAGGCCAGGAACAUUUGUCACCUGACCAGCGUUUUGCUUUGCAGAAGGCCUUCCUUCGUCAGAUUCGGAUGGGUUUCCCACGUGGCUUUUACCACCUUGGCCGGGAAAAACUUCCGUGGAGCACUGGGACGACAGAGGGGCAGCUCUUUCAUCGUCCUCGCAUCUUCCAUGUGGCAGCACCAAUGAAUCGCUACAUUGAUUUGUUGGGCCAACGAGCCUUGAAAUGGUUCAAGGGAUGGACUCCCGGCAUUUGCUCCUGGCUGCGACCCACAAUAGAGCAGAUGCAAGAAACAGUGGAUCGCACGAAUGCUCGAAUGGAUUCCCAUCGAUUUGCCGGCUAUGUCAUGCGCCACAUCUCUCACAUGCGUGAGCUUGCACCAUCUUCGAAGAAAGUGAGAAAUGCGGUCGUGGGCUAUGUCGGACCUUCGAUGAUUGAGGUACUUUUCCCACAUGGCUCUGGCACUCACUUCAGCAUGAGCAUCCCCACCAGUGCAAUCCGAAGUGCCACGUGUCAAGUGGAGUUCGACACGGAGUUGCAACAGCUCAAGAUCGUGAAUGUGGACCAUUGGCGUGGUCAAUCCGCAAGUCGCUGGAGUGUCUGCCCCUGGAGUACGGAGGUGAGCUGCACCAUUUCCCGAAACUUUGCACAGCCCAUCAAGCACCAUGCCUCUGCGAACGCCAUGUUCAUCACUGAGAUCACCUUCACCACAUCUUCAGGAAAAAUUUCACUGAACAUCGGACACCGCAUGUAUCCUGAAGUCUUUUCUGCGUUCCCCGACCUCAAGAACGUCCAUCUCAUGGAGAAGGACUUGAGUGUCUAUGCCGAAACCUGGUUUGAGAUUUGGCGUUGUCGCACUCAUGCUGCUGCUUCAGAAACAGCCGCAUACACUGAGUGGAUGCGGCCCGUGCGGCUUACCUUCGAACAAGAGAAAAAGUUUUCGUGCGUCUUGAUUCCUCCAGAAUCUGCCUACGAUAAGAUUGAAAAAGGAGAUCUUGCGAUUCUCCGAGCAUCAGAUGACGGUAGAGAGGCCUUCCUGUAUGGUGAGAUUGCCAGUUGCGAAGCGAAAAGGAAAUACAAGUCAGCUAUGUGCAACAGAAGGAACUGUCCACAGAUCCACUGCGACUUCCGACAUCCAGGAGAAGAGGCAGAAGGAACUUUGUUCUGGUUAGAGGUGGAGCUCUCAGAAGUGAGCUACCUGGCACUGCAGGAGCAGCAGCAGUUCUUGGACAUGGUCAAUCGCACCCGUGGAGGGGCAGCAUUUCAGCUCCAGAUUGUGGGAGUUCCGGUGGUGGACAGGCAGAAUUUGAAGCUCAUGAAUAAACUGCCUGAGAAGUUGAAGACUCGGCAAGGAAGGGAAUGCCCUGUGGCAGCACACUUGACAAGCCUGCAGCCUCAGAAUGUGCUGGAAGAGCAAAAAGACAUGAGACCGCUGGCCACUCGUGAACAAGUUGAAGCUGCGGUCGGAGGACGUGGGCAAUUUCGGGUGCCAGCUAGUGCAUUGAAUGACCUGCAGAUGGAAGCGGUGAAACAAGGUCUUCAACGAAGGUUUUCUGUGGUUCAAGGACCUCCUGGAACAGGCAAGGCAACAUUCCUGGUUCACCUGGUCACUUCACUCGCAAACCUAGAGGUCGAUCCCACUGUACAACGAGUCAGGACUGGAACUCAAGCGGCCGGCUCUGCACAGGACUCCUUUGGCCGAAUCCUUGUCACCACUCCAUCGAACCAAGCAGCUGACGAAUGCCUUCGGAGGCUGAUCCAGGAGACAAACAUUCCCGAGCAAUACAUUACUCGAGUGUAUGCACGGACCAUUGAGUACAAGUAUGGCAGCAAACUGCGCCACGGUUGGGAUCCCCACGAUUCCAACUUGAUUCGAACACAGCACCAGGUGGCUGAGUUCCUGCAAGAACACGCGCUGCAUAACAAGGUCAUGCAAACCCAGGAAGUUCGACAGAAGAAAGAAGGUUCACCUGAGUAUGACGAGGCAUAUGAGGACGCAGAACAAAAGAUCCUCAAGAAGAGCAGAAUUGUGAUCACAACCUGUUCUUCUGCAAUGUCUCAUGGUGCACUCAAAGAGAUCGAUGAGAAUGUGCAGACCAAGGGCAAGAAGGGCACACGACGAGGUCGUGUCCAGAGUGUGACCUUCCGAUCCGUGGUCGUUGAUGAGUGUGCGCAGGCAACAGAGCCUGAGGUGGUGCUAUGCGUCAUGCGUGCACAGGAUCGAGCUAUCUUGGUGGGCGACCACAAGCAGCUUGGUCCUGUGGUGACCGAGCACAACCUCUGCAGGGCGUACCUGUCCAUGUUGGAGAGGCCAAUUCUAGAGAGACUUGCGGAGAGAAAGGAACAACACCGCCAGCGAUUGCCCAGCACAAUGCUGCAAAAACAGUACCGAAUGCACACUUCCAUCUCUCACUUCCCGUCAAAACACUUCUACAACGAUCGGCUGGAGAAUGUGGAGAAUCUGAUCUUGCUGGACGCUGCCAAAUCAGUAUUUCCACGGCCAAACCAGCGCGUUGUAUGGAUUGAUUGUGACAGCCCACACCAACUUGGCAGAGUCAUCCAGGUGGGGAGUUCUAGAAGCCUCAAUGAGACGGUCUUGGAAAACAAUACAUCGUUGGAGAACCCGGGUGAAGCAGAUAUCAUUGUGGAAGCAUACAAGCGCUUGCUAGCGGAGCGCUGUUGCACAGCUAGGGACGUGGCCAUCAUUACACCCUACAAAGCCCAGCAGCAGUACAUUGAAAGGAAAUUGAAUAAUCUCCCUGGCACCUUGGGGAAAAAUGCUUCCGCAACUGCAGUGGGCACGGUCUUUAGCAUGCAAGGCUCUGAGCGGCACUUCGUUUUGCUCAGCUUCGUUCGAAGCGUGGCUGAAGGUUGGGCCCUCCAAAAUCUUGCAAUGCAGGGCUCAGAGACUGAAAUUCGCGUUGCGGUCACAGCCAACAAUCCCGCUCUACGACAGACGUUUGAGUCGCACAUUGGAAUUGCAGCCAAGGCAACCUUGCUCAAUGUUGCUUUGACAAGAGCGAAGAGCGGGCUGGUGAUAGUUGGCAAUCGGACCGUUCUUAGUGAAGGCUCAGAAGACUUCUUCCAGUUAGCUUCUGACCUCGAUGAUCGAGGCAACUUAGUUGGUGCGGCACAGUUUCGUGCCAGCCGUUUUUAGACUACCAUCUUUGUGCUGGCGAACCCAUCAGCACGACUUAUGAUCGUGAAAGGCAAGAUCAAACACGCAUGCAUU
This is a messenger RNA of Cladocopium goreaui, 5481 nucleotides long. Lineage: Eukaryota; Dinophyceae; Suessiales; Symbiodiniaceae. The record is from the annotation of a GenBank genome assembly.